Cucurbita moschata (crookneck pumpkin) is the source of this 2058-nucleotide messenger RNA. Its product is annotated as protein ROOT PRIMORDIUM DEFECTIVE 1. NCBI's taxonomy places the organism in Eukaryota, Viridiplantae, Streptophyta, Magnoliopsida, Cucurbitales, Cucurbitaceae. Gene Ontology annotation, molecular function: RNA binding. Bases 287 to 1771 code for a protein of 494 amino acids. The transcript has 2 exons. The record is from RefSeq and is a predicted model, not a curated record.
ACGUGCAUUCAAUCGUUCUCUUCUCCCCGCCUGGUCGCCGUGCCACUCGCCCUCGUUCGUCGUUGCCUCCUCUUCUCCCGUUCUCCCCUUGACUCGCCGUCGUUCCUCGUCUCUUCAUAUCAGACUUCAACCUUCAGCCGACCGUCGCCAUCGCCUCAAAACUUUUUACUCUUCUUCCUCUGCAGUCAGCCACCGUCCACUGCCAGCGCCGAUAGCUCGGUUUUCAUUAUUUUUGAAGCUCAAUCAACGAAACAACAAAGAAAGUGAAGCCAAGUAGAGGACUACAAUGUCUCUGUUCUUCCGCUUUUGCUCAGGACCUCCCCACAAGUGCCGACAGCAAAGCCACGUAUUUCAGAUAAGCCUUCGAACAUAUGUAGACGGCACAAUUAAAUGGGUUCGAGAUCGUGGUCUUGAUCAUGCUGUUGAGAGAGAGAAGAACCUUCUGCCGGUGAUGAAUAUAAAGAAUUUUAUAAAAUCAGAGCCGUCCAAGUCUGUUCCAGUUUCCAUCAUAACUCAGAAAAGGGAAGUUCUAAGGAUUCCGACGCGUCCCAUUGAUUUGAUCAGAAAAUAUCCCACCAUUUUUGAAGAAUUUCUCCCUGGAGGCAUUGGCAUUCAACCUCAUGUCCGGCUAACUUCUCAGGUCCUUGAACUUGAUGCUGAAGAGCAGUUAACGUAUCAAAGUGAAAUUUGUCGACAACAAGCUGCAGAUCGACUUGUGAAGCUCUUGAUGCUAUCGAGAGUCCAUAAAAUACCUUUAAGUAUCAUUGAUCAAUUGAAAUGGGAGCUGGGUCUUCCCAAAGAUUAUGUUCAAAGUAUAGUUCCUGAGUUUCCGGAUUACUUCAAAGUUGUAGGACACCAAAAUUUUGCAUCUGGAUGGGGCACUAUGCAAGCGUUGGAAUUGGUAUGUUGGAACAAUGAAUUGGCCACUUCAGUUUUAGAGAAGAUGGCCGCAAAAGGAAAACCCGGCAGCACAUCGAAGGGAAUGCCUAUUACUUUUCCUAUGAAAUACUCAAACGGGUUUGAGAUGGACAAGAAGUUCAAGAAGUGGGUGGAUGAGUGGCAAAAGCUACCUUACAUUUCUCCCUACAUAAAUGCAACACAUCUCCCUCCAAAUAGCGAUGAAUCUGAUAAGUGGUCUGUUGCGAUUUUACACGAGUUUCUUCAUAUGCUUGUCACGAAGAAGACCGAGAAGGAAACUGUAUUGGGGAUAGGAGAGUACUUUGGCCUUCGGUCAAGGUUUAAGAGAGCAUUGCUUCACCAUCCAGGGAUAUUCUAUCUAUCGAGUAAGGCUGGAACCUACACAGUUGUCUUGAAAGAAGCGUAUAAGAGGGGUUCGGUAAUUGAGAGUAGCCCCUUGAUGAUCAUUAGAAACAAGUAUCUUCACCUUAUGAACACAGUGAAGGAAGACAGUAAAACCACUAGCGAGCAUAAGAGUACUCGCCAACAGAAGCAAGAACAGAAAGAAGGGUCAGAUGAUGGAUCUGGGAAACAGAAUGAAGCUGAAUUAUUCAACUCUGAUGAUGAAGAUGAAGAUGAAGAGGAAGACCAAGGUGAAGAUGAAAAUGCUAGUAGUAAUCAAAACAUUCAGGCUGAUCGAAAAGAGGAUGGACGUAAUAAGAGACAUGUUGAUCUCAAAGAAAAUUCUGUUAGAGACAGGAUGCGAUCAUCAAAGAGAAGGAACUUGAGUGCGAAAAGACCUUCUAGGGAUAGGGAUGCUAAAAGAGAGAGGUCAAAUAUGAGUAAGAGAUCUUCAGUGAGGACAAAGGUUUAGCGUAGUUUUGCUCGAGCAAUAGGCACAAUAUCAUUGGAAGUGCAAGCCUCCUGGAACUGGCCUUCGAAAGUUCUUUUUGGUAGGAAAGUUAACAUCCAAAUCUAUUUUAUAUAUUGGAGUGGAGAGAAGUGAAGCUCCUGAUGUGGCGGUACAAGAUGACUACUUGUUUGCCCGUUGUAUCUACCAGGAUAGAGCAUUACUGCCCAAAAUUGUUGUACUUAAAUUUUUUUUUUAUUUCCUUUUCAUUAUUUACAAUUGGUUGGUAUUUUGAGGAAAGAUUUGAUUCG